Myotis daubentonii (Daubenton's bat) is the source of this 3622-nucleotide messenger RNA. It is a transcript of the gene SLC45A4, whose product is annotated as solute carrier family 45 member 4. The record is from RefSeq and is a predicted model, not a curated record. Gene Ontology annotation, biological process: transmembrane transport. Gene Ontology annotation, cellular component: membrane. Gene Ontology annotation, molecular function: sucrose:proton symporter activity. Lineage: Eukaryota; Metazoa; Chordata; Mammalia; Chiroptera; Vespertilionidae.
CCCGGCGCGCCGGCCGCACUCUCGCAGCGCUCCCUCCGCGCCCGUGUCGCCGCAGCCACCGUGCCCGGCCGGCCCGCCGGGAGCAGCCGCCGCGUCCCCGCCCCAGCCGCCGCUCCCGAGCGCCCGGGGCCCCGCGCCCCCGCCAGCGCCGCCCGGCCCGGCCGCCCCGCCGCCCCCCGCGGCCCCGGCCGUAGGAGACAGAUGACAGUGACGCUACCUGGGUAACUGUCCCCUGGGCCGCUGCGUGUGCACUGCCUGACAGAGGGAGCCGCUGCGUUAAUGCCUAGACUCCUUAACUAACAGAUUAGCCGGUCGCUCGAUGGGGAGCAACGGUGGAGCCCCUUCCCGUGUCAGCGCCCCACCUCUCCGCAGCCCCAGAAACCACGCCUGCACCCCCUCGGUCAUGAUGAUGAAACUGGUAUUAACUGAGUGGCAAUUAUGGAUUUGUAACUCUCACUCGCAGUAACCCAGCAGCCACAUGCUCAGAAUCCAGCCAGAAAGCGCUCUGCCUCCUGCGCACCGUCCGAGUGGGAAGUUGUGCCGAGAGGAAGAUAAGGAUUGCUCGCUGGGGAACGCGACGGAAGCAGAGAGAGGAGACGUCUUAAUUUAUCCGCACAGAUACGCGGUAGUGUUAUUUACAUAGUAGGGUAAGCAAUACAGAUCCGUUUCGGUGGUGAUGAGAAUGGCCCCACAGAAUGCCGACUCGGAGUCCAUGCAAGUCCAGGAGCUGCCCGUGGCCCUGCCCGAGCUGCGGAAGCCCGCAGGCGCCGGCCCCGAGCCCCGCGAUGAGACCGUCAGCGAGGGCUCCAUCGACCGCAUCCCCAUGCGCCUGUGGGUGAUGCACGGGGCCGUGAUGUUCGGCAGGGAGUUCUGCUACGCCAUGGAGACGGCCUUGGUCACGCCCAUCCUGCUGCAGAUCGGCCUCCCGGAGCAGUACUACAGCCUCACCUGGUUCCUGAGCCCCAUCCUCGGCCUCAUCUUCACGCCUCUCAUCGGCUCCGCGAGUGACCGGUGCACCCUGAGCUGGGGCCGGCGGCGGCCGUUCAUCCUCGCCCUGUGUGUGGGUGUGCUUUUCGGGGUGGCCCUCUUCCUCAACGGCUCUGCCAUCGGCCUGGUCCUCGGGGACGUGCCUGGCCAGCAGCCCAUCGGCAUCGUGCUCACGGUGCUGGGCGUGGUUGUCCUGGACUUCAGCGCCGACGCGACGGAGGGGCCCAUCCGCGCCUACCUGCUGGACGUGGUGGACAGCGAGGACCAGGACAUGGCCCUCAACAUCCACGCCUUCUCCGCCGGCCUCGGCGGGGCCAUCGGCUACGUGCUCGGGGGGCUGGACUGGACACAGACUUUCUUGGGCUCCUGGUUCCGGACGCAGAACCAGGUGCUGUUCUUCUUCGCGGCCCUGGUGUUCACGGCGUCGGUGGCCCUGCACCUGUUCAGCAUCGAGGAGGAGCAGUACUGCCCCCAGCAGGAGCGUGCCGAGGCCGCCCCGCCCGCCCCGCCCAGCCUCCUGGACGGCGGCCUGUUCCCCGACGAGGUGCAGUCGGAGCAGGAGCUGGCGCUGGACUACCUGGGCGUGGAGCUGGUGCGGAGCAAGAGCGACUCGGUGCUGCACGUGCCGGACGCGACGCUGGACCUGGAGCCUGAGCUGCUGUUCCUGCGUGGCAUCGAGCCCUCCAUCUUCCACGACGCCUCGGGCCCUGGCACGCCCCACGGCGCCAGCCAGGACCUGGGCCCCGCCCUGCCGCCCCGCCUGUCCUCGCUGCUCGGGGACACCACCAAAGAGGACGCCGUGCUGCUGGACAAUCACCUGCACGAGGCCAAAGUCCCCAACGGCAGCGGCUCUCCCCCGAGGGACGGCCCCCCCGGCUACAGCGCCGGGGACCCAAAGCCCUCGACCGCGUCCAGCGCCCUACGGCGGCGCAGGCACGGCUUCCGCCGCCAGGCCUCCAGCACCUUCUCCUACUACGGCAAGAUCGGCUCCCACCGCUACCGCUACCGGCGCGCCAACGCCGUGGUCCUGAUCAAGCCCUCGCGCAGCAUGAGCGACCUGUACGACCUGCAGAAGCGGCAGCGGCAGCGCAGCCGGCACCGCAACCAGAGCGGGGCCACCACCUCCAGCGGCGACACGGAGAGCGAGGAGGGCGAGGGCGAGACCACCGUGCGGCUGCUGUGGCUGUCCAUGCUGAAGAUGCCGCCCGAGCUGACGCGGCUCUGCCUCUGCCACCUGCUCACCUGGUUCUCCGUCAUCGCCGAGGCCGUCUUCUACACCGACUUCAUGGGCCAGGUCAUCUUCGAGGGGGACCCCAAGGCUCCCUCCAACUCGACUGCCUGGCAGGACUACAACGCCGGCGUGAAGAUGGGCUGCUGGGGGCUGGUCAUCUACGCGGCCACCGGGGCCAUCUGCUCGGCUCUGCUCCAGAAGUACCUGGACAACUACGACCUGAGCAUCCGGGUCAUCUACGUGCUGGGGACGCUGGGCUUCUCCGUGGGCACCGCCGUGAUGGCCAUGUUCACCAACGUCUACGUGGCCAUGGUCAUGAUCAGCACCAUGGGCGUCGUGUCCAUGAGCAUCUCCUACUGCCCCUACGCCCUGCUGGGGCAGUACCACGACAUCAAGGAGUACGUCCACCACAGCCCCGGGAGCUCCAAGCGCGGCUUCGGCGUCGACUGCGCCAUCCUCUCCUGCCAGGUCUACAUCUCCCAGAUCCUGGUGGCGUCGGCCCUUGGGGGCGUGGUGGACGCCGUGGGCUCCGUGAGAGUCAUCCCCGUGGCGGCCUCCGUGGGCUCCUUCCUGGGCUUCCUGUCCGCCACGUUCCUGGUCAUCUACCCGGAGGCGCCGGAAGAGGCCAAGGACGAGCAGAGAGGCCUGUCCGCCCCGGCGCUGGGAGAGGGCAGCGGCGAGGAGCCCACGGUCCUGCGGCUGACGCGGAAGGAGGGCCCGCAGGGGCUCGUGGAGACGGAGUCCGUGGUCUGAGCGGGUGCGGGGCACAGGCGCCCGCGAGCGGCCAGCGCUGCUUCUGUGGCCGCACCAGCCCGGCGCCUGCCCAGCGAGGGGAGGCUGCUGUCGCGUAGGCAGAGCCACGAGCCAGACACCACCAGGAUUCACUUCCUCCACAAUUAAAAUCAUUUGAAAUCUUUUUUUUACUGAAAAAGACCUUUAAUUUCCACUUGGACCCGCAGGCACACUGUCCUGCAGGUCUGAAUUGUGAGCGAGGCUUACCAUGUCGGCCGUGAGCAGCCAGGCGCGGCUCGGAGACGGAGGGCGCCUUCCGCGGCGCCUCUGAGCCUUCAGGUCCCAGCCACCUGGCCGGUGACGGCCGUGCUCGCCAGGCGUGUUCUCUGUGGUGUCGGGACGUGUCAGAUCUCGCCACGCGUCGGUGCUGCUGCUCGCUGCGGGAGAGUAUUUUUCUUUCCGAUUUUAGAAAAAAAAAAUUUUUUUCCAAACACUGUUUAGACUAACAGCAUCUCCUCUCCUCCUCAGAGUUUGACACGUGUGCCCGCUCCUGGGCAGCGGGCAUGUGGCAGCCACACACCAAAGCCGGGAGGGCAGGGCCCUGCUCCUGGGGGCGGAGCGGGCGGUUGGCGAGGGCCACGCCUGACUCCGCCCACGGGGACCAGCCAGGCG